This is a messenger RNA of Benincasa hispida (wax gourd), 1857 nucleotides long. Its product is annotated as UPF0496 protein At4g34320-like. Lineage: Eukaryota; Viridiplantae; Streptophyta; Magnoliopsida; Cucurbitales; Cucurbitaceae. The record is from RefSeq and is a predicted model, not a curated record.
AAGCUUCUGCCUCCCACUCCUCUUUUCUUGCCUCACAAUUCUCUCUCUGUUUAAACUUUCAAGUGUUAAAUUGCUAAGAAACACUUUCCUUGUAGAUAAAUAAGAGAAAAAGAAGAUUCAGUUUCCGCGUUUUCGUAAGCCAAUACUUUUGAGUUCUCUCUCAAAACGUGCAAGCUAACUUCCCAAAUUCUCUCGAUAGAACUUCAAUUUCAUCCACAGUUUCUCUCUUCUUAAUCCUCUUCUUCAAGCUUCUUCUUCAUUGCUUCUAGUUCUCCUCCUUCUUCUUCCCUUUCUAUUUAACCUAAACCCCAUGUUUUACUAUUUUUCUCCAUCUUUUUCCCUCUCCAAUCGCUUUCCAUUGUCCAAUCCCUUUCUGGGUUUUGUUCAUUUAUCAUCUUUCUCAAACCCCUUUUGAAGAUUUCCACCAUUUCCGCAAAUUUCACUCCAAACCCUCACUCGAUUGAAGAGUCUUCAUUUUCAGGAAGAACCAGGUUGCAAAAGCUGAGGAAAUUUGUGCUGUUUCACUGAAAAUCGAAGUAAUGGGAGCCCAUUUGAGCAAAAAGUCUUCAGUUCCAUCCAUUAAUCUAUCCCCUAAUUUGGCUUACACGACGGAGCUGAGUUCUUAUGAAGCGGCUUGUAAGGCUGACGCCGAUCUACAAUCGUUUGAUUCCACUCUCCAAGCUCGUACUAACCAAGCAAUUAAUACCAUCGCUGUUGGCGUUGAGGUUAGAGCUCUUUCCUUUGAUUCUCUUAAAGAAAUCACAGAAUGUUUAUUAGAAAUGAAUCAAGAAGUUGUGAAAGUAAUUUUGGCUUGUAAGAAAGAUAUAUGGAAGAAUCAAGAGUUGUUUGAAUUAGUUGAGGAGUAUUUUGAGAAUAGCUUGCAGUCUUUAGAUUUCUGUACAGAAUUGGAGAAGUGUUUGAAAAAAGCUCGUGAUAGCCAUCUUUUGAUUGUAAUGGCGAUUCAACAAUUUGAGGAGGAAGUUAAAAUGGAAGAUGGGAAUGGAUAUGUCAAAACUUUACAAGAGCUAAGGAAUUUUAAGGCUGCUGGUGAUCCAUUUACAGAUGAGUUUUUCCAAAUAUUCAAUGCUGUUUAUAGGCAACAGAUUGGAAUGUUAGAGAAACUACUAAUAAGGAAGAACAAGCUUGACAAGAAACUCAAAUCCAUGAGCACUUGGAGGAAGGUGUCUAGCAUAAUCUUUGUAGCUACUUUUGCUAGUGUGUUGAUAUGUUCAAUUGUAGCAGCUGCCAUGGCAGCUCCACCGGUUGCAGCGGCAAUGGCUGCGGCAGCUUCGAUUCCGGUGGGAUCAAUGGGGAAAUGGAUUGAUUCAUUAUGGAAGAACUAUGAGGCUGUUUUGAAGGGACAGAAGGAAGUGUUGAGCUCAAUGCAAGUGGGAACAUAUGUAGCUAUUAAAGAUAUGGAUAACAUUAGAGUGCUUAUUGAUAAAUUGACAGUGGAGAUAGAAUCACUUUUGAAGAAAGCAGAUUUUGCCAUUGAAGAGGAAGCUGUGAAGCUUGGGGUGGAAGAGAUGAAGAAGAAACUGGGACAGUUCAUGAAGAAUGUGGAGGAUUUGGGAUUACAGGCUGAUACUUGCAGCAGAGAUAUUAGGAGGGCUAGGACAGUGGUUUUACAAAGGAUCAUAAAACAUCCUAACCAUUGAAUUUAAUCAAACUGCUCUGUUCUGCUACUAGCAAGUUGAUGUUUUGGUAAAUUGGUUUGGAUUUUGUUUUUUAUGAUGAAUCCAAUAGAUUGUUUCAUUUUAAAACAUGGAAAACUUUGGGUGUUGACUUAUUGUUUAAUUAUGGUUGUGUAAGUGUAUUCUCUUAAGCAAGUUAUUGAAUUUGAUAGUUUCCACCUCU